CGUGGGAUAGCGCCUCAAACCGGAAGUCCUUCCGGGGGAGAUUCUCCUCUUCCACACGUGGUGGUGGUGGGGUCUUCAGAAGGCAGAUUGACUUCCCCCGCGACGGCGGAAAAUGAGGGUGAAGGUUCUGAGCAGGAACCCGGACGACUAUGUGCGCGAAACCAAGCAGGACCUUCAGCGGGUUCCACGAAAUUACGAUCCUGCGUUACAUCCAUUUGAAAUUCCACGGGAAUACACAAGGGCACUAAAUGCAACUAAAUUAGAUCGCAUAUUUGCAAAACCUUUCCUUGCAUCGUUAGAUGGUCAUCGAGAUGGAGUUAAUUGCAUGGCUAAACAUCCGGAGAGCUUGUCUACAGUUCUGUCUGGAGCAUGUGAUGGAGAGGUUAGAAUCUGGAACCUGAUGAAGCGCGUAUGCACCCGUACAUUGCAAGCACAUGAGGGCUUUGUAAGAGGAAUGUGUACCCGUUUUUGUGGCACCUCUUUCUUCACUGUGGGUGAUGAUAAAACAGUGAAGCACUGGAAAAUGGAGGCACCAGCUUAUGGGGAAGCAGAAGAACCAAUAAAUACCAUUCUUGGAAAGACAGUGUACACUGGAAUUGAUCAUCAUUGGAAGAAACCUAUAUUUGCUACUUGUGGUCAUCAGGUUGAUAUCUGGGAUGAACAGAGAACUAGUCCUAUAUGUUCUUUGACUUGGGGAGUCGAUAGCAUAAACAGUGUUAAAUUCAAUCCAAUUGAGAUGAAUCUUUUGGGAAGCUGUACUUCAGACAGAAAUAUUGUGCUGUAUGAUAUGAGACAAUCAACUGCCCUAAAGAAGGUCAUUUUGGAUAUGAGAACAAAUACACUUUGCUGGAAUCCUAUGGAAGCUUUCAUUUUCACUGCAGCAAAUGAGGAUUACAACUUAUAUACUUUUGAUAUGCGGUUCCUUGGCAAGGCUUUAAUGGUUCAUAUGGACCAUGUGUCUGCAGUCCUGGAUGUGGAUUACUCCCCCACAGGAAAAGAAUUUGUGUCUGCCAGCUUUGAUAAAUCUAUUCGCAUUUUUCCUGCAGAUAAAGGUCAUAGCAGGGAGAUCUAUCAUACAAAGAGAAUGCAACAUGUCAUCACUGUCAAAUGGACAUCAGACAAUAAAUACAUAUUGUGUGGCUCUGAUGAAAUGAACAUUCGUUUGUGGAAAGCAAAUGCUUCUGAAAAGCUGGGUGUGCUUACUCCCCGAGAGAGAGCUGCUAUUAACUAUAAUCAGAAAUUGAAAGAAAAAUUCCAGCAUCAUCCCCAGAUCAAGCGCAUAAAUCGCCAUCGUCACUUACCAAAGAUGAUCUAUAGUCAAGCCAAAGAGCUACGCAUCAUGAAAGAAGCUCGUCGGCGAAAGGAACUGAACCGUCGUAAACAUAGCAAGCCUGGAUCUAUACCACUUGUGUCAGAAAAGCAGAAACACAUUAUGGCUGUAGUAAAAUAAACAUAUAAAAUUA
Molecule: messenger RNA, 1463 nt
Organism: Thamnophis sirtalis
Lineage: Eukaryota; Metazoa; Chordata; Lepidosauria; Squamata; Natricidae
Gene: DCAF13
Product: DDB1 and CUL4 associated factor 13
Biological process (GO): maturation of SSU-rRNA from tricistronic rRNA transcript (SSU-rRNA, 5.8S rRNA, LSU-rRNA)
Cellular component (GO): nucleolus; small-subunit processome
Molecular function (GO): protein binding
Source: RefSeq, a predicted model, not a curated record